AUGGAUUCUCACAUCGGUGAUAAAGGAGGGAUGGCGAAAAGUGAUAUCAGACAUUCAACGUUCAGGGGAAUCUUGGAUGAAAAGAAAGAAGAUGAAAGUGUACAAAGGAGUGAAACGAUGAAGGCAAAGAACAAAAGGAAAUACUUUAACUGGCAAUGUUUGUCCACAAGUCAUCAUCAUGAAAAGGAUUGGUAA
This is a messenger RNA of Clunio marinus, 195 nucleotides long. The record is from the annotation of a GenBank genome assembly. NCBI's taxonomy places the organism in Eukaryota, Metazoa, Arthropoda, Insecta, Diptera, Chironomidae.